AUGGAAAAGGCUGAAUUAAAUGCUCUGGAUUCUUACUUUACGAUUGAAGAUAAUCAGGUUUGCCUUAAUAAAGGCGUGAUUACCGACUCAGAUGGUAUGCUAUACGACAAUGGAGAAUGUACUGAUGUGCAAUUACCGUCAAAACUAAUGGACAAUUUUGGAGGGAUUCUGUGUUUACCGGAUGGCGUGUUCUUCCUGGGAGAUAGGGAUUAUGGAUCAAGGCUUCUCAUACGGAACUGUUAUUUGCAGUUACUCGAUUUAACUAAGAAGGAUAGUAAGGAAGGUGGCCCAGCCAGAAGUGGUUACGCAAUUACCGGCACACCCGGUAUUGGAAAGACAUACUUUGGAUUGUUUAUACUUUUUUACAUUCGAUGCAUAUAUCAUAAAGCCACGGUGAUCUGGAAUGACCAAAAUAUUUGCUAUGGAUUCUCUCCGGAAGGUAAUGUGCAAAAGGGAGAUGUCAACCAAUUUGAAGAAGCGUUAGAAAAUCCGGAAAAUUUCUACAUUGCUGACGCACUUAUGAUGAAAAAAUAUCCUGCCUAUAAGAUCUUGCUCACAUCACCGAAAGUAGAAAGAUUCAAUGAGGCUGUAAAAUGGCCAGGGUUUACCAAAUAUUUCAUGCCAGUUUGGGAACGCGAAGAAAUCAUCACGCUUUGGACCCUUCAAUAUAAGAAUAAGAAAAAUAAUGAAGGCGAAGAGCUCACAUUUGAAUUACUCGGGGCCCUGCUGACAAAGUGGGGACCCAUACCCAGAUCUGUCCUUCUAAAGUGGGACGAUAAGUCAUACCAACAGGAUUACGAUAGCUGA
Racocetra persica is the source of this 807-nucleotide messenger RNA. The record is from the annotation of a GenBank genome assembly. NCBI's taxonomy places the organism in Eukaryota, Fungi, Glomeromycota, Glomeromycetes, Diversisporales, Gigasporaceae.